Messenger RNA from Racocetra fulgida, 553 nucleotides. The record is from the annotation of a GenBank genome assembly. NCBI's taxonomy places the organism in Eukaryota, Fungi, Glomeromycota, Glomeromycetes, Diversisporales, Gigasporaceae.
AUGUCCAAAGUAUUGUUUCGUGCUCAUUUUCAAAAAUUUAAUAAUAUCAUGGAAUUAUAUCAACUUGAAAACGGACAAUCAAUUUUACAAAAGGUCAGGCAUCCAGUUAAAAAAUUUGAAUCCGAUCUUUUUGCAUGGAAAACAUUGGACAAUAUAAGUGUCAUUUUUUCCAGACAAGAAAAUGAUUCUUUUAAUAGUGAAAAUAACAAUUCAGUAGCGAUGGAUCUCGAUGACAUGGAUAUUUUAAGCGAAAAAAUAGACAUAUCGCAAAACAAUAUGGAUCCGAGUUUGGUUGAAGACUUGAACAAAGAAAUAUCGGCCUUUUCACAGUUAUAUAAUGAAAUGGUUGCUUUAGAUUUAAUACAGCGUACUAAAGAUACAUUGGAAGAAACUUUAUGUGAGCAGAUUGAACUUAGAAUUUUAAAUACCUGCAAAGGCACAUUCAACAAACCAAUGCUUCGCUCUUCAUCAAAAUGGUUGUAUUCGGUUGUUUACCAUUGGCUACGAAUUGUUCUAUCGUCAGAUCCCCAAACCUCAGCUGAUUCAAUAGAAG